Molecule: messenger RNA, 3147 nt
Organism: Thunnus maccoyii (southern bluefin tuna)
Lineage: Eukaryota; Metazoa; Chordata; Actinopteri; Scombriformes; Scombridae
Gene: abcg1
Product: ATP-binding cassette, sub-family G (WHITE), member 1
Exons: 15
Coding region: 358-2718 (786 amino acids)
Biological process (GO): cholesterol homeostasis
Cellular component (GO): plasma membrane
Molecular function (GO): ATP binding; ABC-type sterol transporter activity; ATP hydrolysis activity
Source: RefSeq, a predicted model, not a curated record
CAAAAACAGGCAGAACUUUUGUCUGACUCUACAAACCCCUGAUUACAUUAACCAUGGGGGGAAAACACCUGAGGAAGUCCAUCAGGUGAAAUGGCUGAGGUAAAGCAAAGGGUUUGGAGAAGAUAGAAGAGGAAGGGAGAGGAAGAGGAAGAGCUGUGACAGAAUUGACAAGUGUGAUGGCUACCCUUGCAUCUAAAAAAAAAUUGCACAUCAAACAUCAUGAAGUAUAAAAUCCUGGCCUCUUUUUUGCUGCCAAAACAUUAGCAGGAAAUCCAAAUCCAGCAUCACCGUCUGGAUUUGGUCUUCCAGACACUUGGUGAUAUUUGUUAAAAAUAUAUCAUUUCCCAGAGUAGUGAAAUGAACUCCAUCAUCCAAAAAAUGGCCAGGACUUCGAUGCUUUAUCUGAGGAUGAUGUACAAUGCUUCCACCUACAGACAAAACAAAGGUAGGCAUCACACUGUUAAUGAAGCACUGGGCUUUGUCCAUCUUCUUAUUGUGGGCAGACCUCAACCGGCCCUGCUGGGUGAUGGCAGAGAAGAUGAUCUUCAUCUGAGGAAACUGUCGGUUGAGAUCUUGCAGGUCCUGCUUGUUCCCUGCGACAUGCUUGAUGCUCUUGAUGCUCCUGAGGUCAUUUCCUCCACAGUGGAUCAUCAGGACAUCUGGCACAGCUCCUCCUCCAAGGCACCGAUGAAAGACGGGGAGGAGGUUUCUCCAAACCACGUCCCCCUAGCCGAACCACUGGACCCGGACAUCCAGACCAAGAACACCAACGGGCCCCCGGACCUCAUGUUGGACCCCCGGACGGUGUGUGUCUGUCUGGACGAGGUGGUGAACAAGCGGCCAAUCGGCAGCCAGCAGACGCCGCUGCUGCAGGGACACCUGAAGAAAGUGGACAACAACCUGACGGAAGCCCAGAGGUUCUCCUCGUUACCACGGAGACCAGCGGUCAACAUUGAGUUCAAAGACGUGUCGUACUCCGUCAGAGAGGGACCGUGGUGGAGGAAGAAAGGUUACAAGACUCUGCUCAAAGGGAUCUCUGGGAAAUUCACAAGCGGGGACCUCGUGGCCAUCAUGGGGCCCUCAGGAGCCGGAAAGUCCACCCUCAUGAAUAUCCUGGCCGGGUACAGGGAGACGGGAAUGAAGGGGGAGAUCCUGAUCAACAGUCAGCCCAGAGACCUGCGCUCCUUCAGGAAGGUUUCCUGUUACAUCAUGCAGGACGACAUGCUGCUGCCUCACCUGACCGUGCAGGAAGCCAUGAUGGUUUCGGCCAACCUGAAGCUGCAGGAGAAGGUGGAGGCUCGCAGGGAGAUGGUCCAGGAGAUCCUGAUGGCUCUGGGUUUACUAGACUGUGCGAAAACCAGAACGUCUCACCUGUCGGGGGGUCAGAGGAAGAGACUCGCCAUCGCUCUGGAGCUCGUCAACAACCCACCGGUCAUGUUCUUCGACGAACCCACCAGUGGUUUGGACAGCUCGUCCUGUUUCCAGGUGGUGUCUCUGCUGAAGGCUCUGGCUCAGGGAGGACGCACCGUCAUCUGCACCAUCCACCAGCCCAGCGCCAAACUGUUCGAGCUCUUCGACAAGCUGUACGUGCUGAGUCAGGGUCAGUGUAUCUACAGAGGAAAAGUCUCCAGUCUGGUUCCCUACCUGCGAGACCUCGGUCUCAACUGCCCCACCUACCACAACCCCGCCGACUUCGUGAUGGAGGUGGCGUCGGGGGAGUACGGGGAUCAGAUGGUGCGUCUGGUGAGAGCCGUGCAGGACAGGAAGUGUGAGAAGGAUUAUCAGACAGAGCUGAACGGAGACACUAACCUCCACCCGCUCCUGUGGCAGCGAGCUGAGGAGGAGUCGUCCUCUGAGGGUUGCCACAGUUUCUCAGCCAGCUGUAUGACUCAGUUCUGCAUCCUGUUCAGAAGAACGUUCCUCAGCAUCCUCAGAGACUCGGUGCUGACUCAUCUGAGAAUCUCCUCCCACAUCGGGAUCGGCGUUCUGAUUGGUCUGCUGUACCUGGGUAUCGGGAACGAGGCCAAGAAGGUUCUCAGUAACUCUGGGUUCCUCUUCUUCUCCAUGUUGUUCCUCAUGUUCGCCGCUCUGAUGCCCACCGUGCUCACCUUUCCUCUGGAGAUGGGAGUUUUUCUGAGGGAACACCUGAACUACUGGUACAGUCUGAAGGCUUAUUACCUGGCCAAGACCAUGGCCGACGUCCCCUUCCAGGUAGUAUUCCCGCUGGUGUACUGCAGUAUCGUGUACUGGAUGACGGCUCAGCCGCCGGACGCCGCUCGCUUCUUCCUCUUCCUGUCUCUGGGUGUCCUGACGUCUCUGGUGGCUCAGAGUCUGGGUCUGCUGAUCGGCGCCGCCUCCACCUCUCUGCAGGUGGCGACGUUUGUGGGUCCGGUCACAGCGAUCCCGGUUCUGCUGUUCUCCGGGUUCUUCGUCAGCUUCGACACCAUCCCCUGGUACCUGCAGUGGAUGUCCUACAUCUCCUACGUCAGAUAUGGCUUCGAGGGCGUCAUCCUGUCCAUCUACGGUCUGGACCGAGAGGAUCUUCACUGCGACCAACACGACACCUGCCACUUCCAGAAGUCAGACGCCAUCCUGAAGGAACUGGACAUGCUGGACGCCAAACUCUACCUGGACUUCAUCGUCCUCGCCAUAUUCUUCUUCUCUCUGCGGCUCAUCGCGUACUUUGUCCUCCGGUACAAGAUCAGCGCUGAGAGGUAGACCAGGACUAGGACCAGGAGGAGAUCUGAGAGGCUUUUAGGCCAAAGUUAGCGUGUAGCCGUGUAGUUUGUCUACAUGUGAACGCAUGAAUCUACUUUGGCUCGCUGUUUGAGGAGAUCAGCAGUUCAGUUUAGAUUUGAGGCGGCGAGGACUCGUCCGGUCCUGCGGGGACAGGAGCUGGUCUCCUGGUUCCUGCCGGUUUAAUAACUGUCUGACAGCAGCUGCAGAACACGUGAUUCACACCGACUGAACAUACAUGAGAAUCCAGUCAGGACGAGUGGGCGGACUCUGUUUAUUCAAAUCUGGAUCAGGUUUUAAAGAGCCUGAGACCAGAUUAAAAGGACUAGUGUGUAGGAUUCAGUUUCAUCCGGCAGUGAGGUAAGAGGCCCUCUCUAGAACCAGUGUUUGGUUUGUCCGUUCUGGGCUACC